Molecule: messenger RNA, 942 nt
Organism: Aspergillus tanneri
Lineage: Eukaryota; Fungi; Ascomycota; Eurotiomycetes; Eurotiales; Aspergillaceae
Product: PIG-L family deacetylase
Exons: 3
Coding region: 1-942 (313 amino acids)
Biological process (GO): GPI anchor biosynthetic process
Cellular component (GO): endoplasmic reticulum
Molecular function (GO): N-acetylglucosaminylphosphatidylinositol deacetylase activity
Source: RefSeq, a predicted model, not a curated record
AUGAUUUCCAAGGCCAAACAUCUCGUGCGUCGCGUCGCAAAACGACCCUCUCGAAUCGCAGUUCCCCUCCUCGUCACUUUCGUCGUCGUCCCUCUCAUCCUCUACCAUCUACUCGCCUACCAUCUCGCCAACCAUCCGCUUCUCGUCUCCCGAGACUUCCGGAAAUCGACCAGCAUCCUCUAUGUCACAGCCCAUCCUGAUGAUGAAUCGCUCUUCUUCAGUCCGAGUUUGCUAUAUCGCAGUGAUGACCCGUCCGUGCCUUAUCUUAAAAACUUCUACCUCGGGAACUGGACUAAUAUAGAUUGUGAAGGUGAUUACGAUGGAAAGGGUCAAACCCGACGAGCAGAACUCAAACGUGCCUGUUCCAGCGCAGGUAUCCCCGCUGACCGAUGCGUCAGUCUCGAUCACUACGAGUUACAAGAUAAUCCGACCCAGUGGUGGAAGGAGGAUCUGAUUUCGGAGCUAGUGGAUGACCACGUGCGACGAUGGAAGGCAGAUCUGAUCGUCACAUUCGACGAUGGCGGAAUCUCCGGACAUAUAAACCAUCGUGCCGUGAACAGUGGUGUGAGGUAUCCACCCCUCCCUCCUUACAGGGUUUCGAUGAGUAAGGAUGAGAAUAACGAGAAUAGAAAAUAUAUCGAAUCCAAAUCCAUCCCCGCAUACGCAUUACAGACCAAAUUUCUGCUUCGGAAAUACGCCGGUCUGGCCGACUUGCUCCCCACAAGUGUGCCGUUCGCGUGGCGCAUCGUCGCGGCUCUGUUCUCGUCUCCCCGGGAUGGAGCGGAUGUGGAUCCGGACCAUGUUCUCCUGGUGACCCCGUGGGGGAAGUAUUUCCAGUCGAGAGAGCUGUUUGCGCAGCAUGCAAGUCAGUAUUCCUGGGAUCGAGUGCUGUACUUGAUUAUCAGUCGGUACAUGUGGUAUAAUGAUCUGAGGAAGUUGUGA